AUGGCAGGAGGUAUGGUAAUUCAAGCAGAUACAAAGGAUUAUGGUGGAAAAAUUACCAUGUUUGUGCUCAUGACUUGUCUGGUAGCUGCAACUGGUGGCCUCAUCUUUGGUUAUGACUUGGGAAUUUCAGGAGGAGUAACGUCAAUGGAUGUGUUUUUAGAGAAGUUCUUUCCUUCCGUAUAUAAAAAGAUGCAAGAUGAUACCGGUAAAACAAAUCAGUACUGCAAAUUUGACAGUCAGUUGUUAACAAGCUUUACUUCUUCUCUAUAUGUUGCGGCUUUGGUUGCUUCAUUUGCUGCUUCUAUAACAACAAGAAUCUUCGGGAGAAAAGUUUCUAUGCUUACAGGAGGAAUUAUAUUUUUAAUCGGUUCGGCCCUAAACGGUGCUGCCACGAAUGUCACGAUGCUUAUCCUCGGCAGAAUAUUACUCGGUAUAGGUGUAGGAUAUGCCAACCAGUCUGUUCCAGUUUAUUUGUCCGAGAUGGCACCUGCAAAACUGAGAGGAGCCCUUAACAUGGGAUUUCAAUUAGCUAUCACAAUCGGAAUAUUGGCAGCAAAUCUGGUGAACUACGGUACAGCCAAGAUCAAGGGUGGAUACGGAUGGAGAGUUUCAUUGGCUCUCGCAGCUGUACCAGCAAUCAUAAUGACUGUUGGUGCCAUUUUCCUUCCGGACACUCCAAAUUCACUCCUCGAAAGAGGUCAUCAAGAGAAGGCUAAAACCAUGUUGCAGAAAAUCCGAGGAAACCAAGAAGUUGAAGAAGAAUUUCAAGACCUUAUCGAGGCAAGCGAAGCAGCAAAGAAGAUUGAACAUCCAUGGAGGAACAUACUUCAGCCAAGAUACAGGCCUCAACUCAUCAUGUCAAUUAUGAUUCCGUUCUUCCAACAGUUCACUGGUAUCAACGUCAUCAUGUUUUAUGCACCAGUCCUCUUUAAGACUAUAGGCUUCGGUGAUGAUGCGGCACUUAUGUCCGCCGUUAUCACUGGACUCGUCAAUAUGUUUGCCACUUUUGUUUCCAUUGGCACAGUCGACAGAGUUGGUCGAAGAAUGUUAUUCCUCGAAGGUGGAAUUCAGAUGCUCAUCUGUCAGAUCUUAGUAGGAGUCAUACUCGGCAUGAAGUUUGGUGUAGAAGGUGUUGGAUCCAUGUCCAAGUCCAGCUCAUAUCUGGUAUUGUUCUUGAUCUGUGCUUAUGUUGCGGCAUUUGCAUGGUCAUGGGGGCCCUUGGGUUGGUUGGUUCCAAGUGAAAUCUUCCCUCUAGAGAUCAGAUCAGCAGGACAAGCCAUCAACGUAUCAGUCAACAUGUUCUUUACCUUUAUCAUUGCCCAAGCAUUCCUUACCAUGCUUUGUCACAUGAAGUUUGGUCUAUUCUUCUUCUUUGGCGGAUUCGUCUUGAUAAUGACUCUCUUCAUUUUCUUCUUCUUGCCUGAGACAAAGAAUGUACCAAUUGAAGAAAUGAACAAUAUAUGGAAAAAACAUUGGUUCUGGGGUAAAUAUAUCCCCGAUGAUGCUAUCAUUGAUGUCCACCACACAUCCGAGAAGGUUUCCGAUCACUGAUCAUAGUAUUGCAUUGUCCACCUAUGCGCUUUUAGUUUUCUUCAACUGUUUUCGUUCCAGGCUUUCAAGUUUAAACAGUUGGUGCAUGCAAGCAGUUGACGGCUAGGUUGGGAGUUGAAUAGACGAAAAAGAAGUGCACUGCAAAGGAAUGUAAAUGACUCUGAGAAGUCUGGACUAGG
Messenger RNA from Papaver somniferum (opium poppy), 1730 nucleotides. Its product is annotated as sugar transport protein MST6-like. The coding region runs from base 1 to 1551 and encodes 516 amino acids. Gene Ontology annotation, cellular component: membrane. The record is from RefSeq and is a predicted model, not a curated record. The transcript has a single exon. Gene Ontology annotation, biological process: monosaccharide transmembrane transport. NCBI's taxonomy places the organism in Eukaryota, Viridiplantae, Streptophyta, Magnoliopsida, Ranunculales, Papaveraceae. Gene Ontology annotation, molecular function: monosaccharide transmembrane transporter activity.